Closterium sp. Naga37s-1 is the source of this 1986-nucleotide messenger RNA. NCBI's taxonomy places the organism in Eukaryota, Viridiplantae, Streptophyta, Zygnematophyceae, Desmidiales, Closteriaceae. The record is from the annotation of a GenBank genome assembly.
AUGGCAUGCGAGCCAGCUUAUAACGCGGAUGGCUCUGGUUCGAAUCCUGGUGAAGCCGCUCUCAGCCGUCGAUCAGCACAAUCAGAUCGGUUGAAUGAAUCACAGCCGUCCAUCGCAACCUCCGUGCGGGCUCCUGUCUGUCCCCAUCACCGUGUGAGAUCAAUCCUCCUCCCUCUGCUCCUCUCCUCCCCUCUCUCCUCCCGCCGCUCCAAUUACGAUGGUGAAAUUGACGGUCUUGUUGGGAGUGGCAGUGCAGCGGAGGGUGGGGAUUGCAGCAGUGAAAGAUCCAACAGCUUUCAAUCAGGACAUAACAGCAUGCACCAUUCUGCUGCUGCUGCUGCUGCUGCUGCUGCUGCUGCUGCUGCUGCUGCUGCUGCUGCUGCUGCUCCUGCUCCUGCUGCCACUGCUGCCGCUGCUGCCGACGCCACCAGCAGCGCCAUACACUGGCCAUGCCUGGCAGCUGCUGGGAACCUUCCUUCCAUCGGGCUUGGGGAAGUUCACAAGUCUGGUGCCAUCGACUCUGCUUCCAUUCAACCUGUCAUGUGCAUUGAGUCAGCUUCAGCUGUGGCAUGUAAAGGGGCGUGUGCGCGAGUGUGCCUGCCUGCUGUGGUGCCAUGGCCGUUUCUCGGGGGGGAGGGGGAUGUGGGGGUGCAUUGGACAGAAGAUGGUGUGAGUCACAGCAGGGGCCAUGAAGCUAGUGGUCUUGAUACCGUUUCCUAUGAUGCCAUGCGGAAUGAUGAGCAGCAGCAUGAGGGCAAGGACGGCUCGGGAGUUGAUGCUGUGAGAGGUGAUGCUAUGGGUGUUGACGCCAUGCAAGCCUGGGAGCGAGAUCUGGCUGGGGAGGAGGUUCGGGAGCUGAGGAAGAGGAGCAAGAGGUUCGAUGAGUGGGUGUUUAUGGUUGUGCCUUGGAAUGGGGACGAUGGGGUUGGUGCUGGUGAUGGGAGUGUGGAGGGAAGGGGGAGGAGUGGGGCGGAGGGGAGGAGGGGGAGUGGGGAAGGAAGGGGGAGGGCUAUGGCGGAGAGGGAGACAGGUAGAGAGAGCAGAGGGCGAAGUAGGGGCCUGCAGUUUUCCCUCAACACGCGCUUUUCCCUCCCCACGCUCUCCAUCUCCGACCUUGGAGUACCUCCCUCCUCCUCCCCUUCCACCUCCUCCCAUCCAUCUACCUCCUCCCAUCCAUCUACCUCCUCCCAUCCAUCUACCUCCUCCCAUCCAUCUACCUCCUCCCAUCCAUCUACCUCCUCCUCUCACUCCACCUCCUCCGCUCCCUCCGCGCCUCACCUUCCUCGAAAUACCUCCUCCAUCCCACGAGCCUCAUCUGCUGUUUUCUCAUCGGCAUCAGCAGGUGCAGCAGCAGCAUCAGCAGCAGGGGCUUCACCCCGAGACGUGGCUGCUGGAGCAUGCAGCAGCGCGGUGGGGCGUGGGGUGUGUGCCUCGCUUCCUGGUUCGGGCGGAGGCUCGGGCGGAGGCUCGGGAGGAGGUUCGGCAGGAGGUUCGGCGGGAGGCAUGGAUAGAGUUGCAGGAAGGCUUGGGGUGAUGGCAGCAGGAGGGCCAACGUGGACUUCUGUUCCUCUGGUUUGGAAGGGAGGAGCGAUCAAGGGGAGAGGAGAAGGGAGGCAGAGGGUUGGUAGGGAGAGUGAAGAGGAGCGUGGGAUGAAGAACACAAAAUUGGAGGGUGAAUGGGAUGGGGAUGAGGGAGAGAAAGGGUGGAGGGGAGAACAAGAUGGGAUGGGAGGGGAUGGAGAGUGGGAAGAGGAGGAAGGAGUGGAGAGGGUAGAAUCAGGGACAUGGGGUGACGAGGAAAAUACAGGGGUUUCUGAUAUGGAUGACAUGGACGAUCGAAUUGGUUGUGCUGGCGUGGAUGAUGCAGAUGCUGACGAGGGUGGUGGUGACGAUGAUGUGGAUGGUGCAGACAUGGAGGACGAUGGGGAGAUGAUGCAGGAAGCGAUUCUGGGAAGGGUCAAGACUGCGACUGUCCUGUCCCUGUAG